Perca fluviatilis (European perch) is the source of this 3760-nucleotide messenger RNA. RefSeq names its product D4, zinc and double PHD fingers, family 3 (gene dpf3). The transcript has 12 exons. Gene Ontology annotation, biological process: nervous system development. Gene Ontology annotation, cellular component: nBAF complex. The record is from RefSeq and is a predicted model, not a curated record. Lineage: Eukaryota; Metazoa; Chordata; Actinopteri; Perciformes; Percidae. Bases 219 to 1478 code for a protein of 419 amino acids.
ACAUACCCCUAACUAAACAACUAUAGUCAUGACAGAGCUCAUGAUGUUUGAUAUUCUUAUUUCCCAUUGUGAUGUUUUCACUAAAAUAAAGACAAAUGCAUUUUAUUACAUGCAAUUAUUAUUACUCUGAGGACUGGGACAUUGAUGUUGACAGAUUUCUCUGAGACCACGCCUAGUGUCUUGAUGCUAGUGUUGUAUUGGUAGGGCGCACAGUGCCCAUGCAGGACCGCAUUGGCUGUUGUAUUUUUUCACAAGGGUCCCAAACUACACCGAGAUUUGGAAUAUUACGUUACUGCAGGAAAAUGGCGACUGUCAUUCAUAAUCCUCUAAAAUCGCUUGGUGACCAGUUCUACAAGGAGGCUAUCGAACACUGCCGCAGCUACAAUGCCCGUCUCUGUGCCGAACGCAGCGUGCGCAUGCCCUUCCUGGACUCGCAAACUGGUGUAGCACAGAACAACUGCUACAUCUGGAUGGAAAAGUGCCACCGCCAGCCAGGCCAGGCAGCAGGACAGAUGUAUACCUACCCUGCUCGUUGCUGGAGAAAGAAGAGGCGACUCCACCCUCCCCUGGAUCCCCAGCUCCGCCUCUGUGAGCUUCGACUAGAAGCCGAACUGGCCCCUAAACGCGAGGGGCCCCCAGGGGAGGCCACAGCUUUGGAGGCCCUCCUGAGGGGGGACAGUCUGCUGGAGAAAAAAAACAACAUAUGUAAGGAGGAGGAAACGUUGCUGGAAAUACAGAGAGUUCUGGAGGCGGAGGAAAAUGGGGACGGUCUCCUUGAGGACGAAGACUUUGACGUGGACACUCCAAAGAGAAAGAACAGAAACAGAGGCAAAACCAGAGGAUCCAGUCGCAGGAGGACAGAGCCCGUUAACAUCGACGACCAGGACAAACCUUACGUCUGUGACAAUAGAUACAAACAAAAGCAUAACUCAAAAAAGGCUGAAGAAGUCUGUGGAAAGCGCUACAAGAACCGGCCCGGCCUGAGCUACCAUUACACCCACACUCACCUGGCAGAGGAGGAGGGCGAGGAGGAGAAGGAAACAGAGAUGGCCCCAUCUCCUCCAUACAACGCAGACAACCACAAACCUCAAAAGGGCCCAGACGGCAGCAUCAUCCCCAACGACUACUGUGACUUCUGCCUGGGAGACCAGGACUCCAACAGGAAGACAGGCCAGGCCGAGGAGCUGGUGUCCUGCUCUGACUGUGGACGCUCCGGUCACCCCACAUGUCUGCAGUUCACUGAUAACAUGAUGCAGGCAGUGAGGACGUACCAGUGGCAGUGCAUAGAGUGCAAGUCUUGCAGCCUCUGUGGCACCUCAGAGAACGAUGACCAGCUGCUGUUCUGCGAUGACUGUGACAGAGGAUACCACAUGUACUGCCUGAAGCCUCCAAUGACCAAGCCUCCAGAAGGGAGCUGGAGCUGUCACGUGUGUCUGGACCUGUUAAAAGACAAGGCCUCAGCCUAUGGAGAAGCAUAACUUCCUUGGACAUUCUUCUCAACACACACGUACACACGCAAUAUAUAUAUUUGUACCUAUACAUUAACUGUUUGACAUGCCCACACAUUAGCGAACACUUUCUCUCCGAUAGAAUCAAACACACACAGGUGCACUCUUUCACACACACACUCCAGUGCAUUAGCAGGCUCAGGGCAUUUUCCUGUGUGAGGCGAAAAGAUCUUUGACCUCUCAUGUAGCCGAGCAACGCUCCAAACGGCAUCAACAUGCAAUCUCGACCACAAGUCAGCUGACAGCAGGUCUGCCGUUCAGUAAUUUCUCUACCUCACCCCUCAGCAGACGGCCAGAAGCCAAAGCAAGAUUGAUAACGGCAAAUACUGUGUAGUAUGUGUAUGUGAAAUACUCAUUUUAAACAAACCGUAGAUGUUUCCCCCUGAUUUUCAUGCGAGUAUGAUUUGGAAGACGUUCGUCCCAGACUUUCUGCUGAAGCUGUUUCACUUGCUUCCCUGCUCAAGCUGUACAACUGGUUUGACUAAUGUUUGUUUAAAUGUCUCCUCCCAGCUCUACUCCUCUUCUGUGUUUAGACUUUACAGUGACAGUCGUUUUUUUUUUUUUUUUUAUAUCUGGACAGACUCAAUGUUAGUUAUGCCAUUUUUCACAGGUUUUUGUCAAGCUUGGUGAAAUUUAUAUAUGCGCUAAGAGUCGACGGGGCGAUAAAACCGCCUCAACUAUCAUUCCUGUUGGGAGUGUGGUGACAUUCUAAUCCAUGUCUGUUUUUUGUAUCCUUGCAGUUACUAGGAUACCAUGGUGCUCAAUUCGACACUUUACACAAAUUAUAACAUUUCUUUACAUAGAAUGUUAUUAUUUAUUUAUUGUUGUAAUGGUCCAAUGUUACUGUCAAGGCGAUCAUUGUUACUGUAAAUCAGUGGUUCCCAAACUUUCUCUGUUGUGGAAGCUGGAAAAAAAAAUACUGUCCCCUCUCCCGCCCCACCCGAACACAUUUUUAUCAACUUCUAACAAUACUGGGGAAACUAGUAACAAAAUGAACUGAAUAUAUUAAAAUAGCAUUACUGUAAUAUAUACACAAACUGCAUUUUCUAGAAUUUUCUCAUCAUUUUCUGGUGUUUAUCGUAAAAAUAAUAAUUAAAUAUUGUCUAAACUGACACACAAAAGACACAAGGUUCUAUUGUAUUUCAGUAACCGUCAACUCAAGAACAAGAUUCUUAAUAUUUAUUCUUACAUUCUUACAUAUUUUUAAGAAAGGUACUUACUUCAAACUCUUGGGUACAGAAUAUCGUCCUUACACAUGCCCCAUGUAAUGGUACAAGGCUUCAGCAUGUGGACAAAAGCCUAUUACAGUAACAGUUGCUAAGAGGUGAUUGGACAAUUGCUUUUGAGGGUAGGAGUUUAGUAAACAGUCAAUUUAUACUGUAAUUAAGUAUAGGCCUAUAUCUGUGUUGGACAUUUCAAAAUAGACUGCUGGUUUAUUCACCUUUUGUGGUUUCCCCCUACAUUUUACCCAUUUGUAAUGUGUACCCCCUGCAAUACCUUUGUACCCCUCCAGAGGGCUCCACCCUACAGUUUGGGAACCACUGCUGUAAAUUAACCAGGGCAAUGUGUGUAUUAUCAAACCUUGAUUCAUGACUCAUUUGAACAGGCAGUGUGUGGUGAAUCAUAUACAUGUCCUGAGGAAGCAGUAGGCUAUUUACUGGUUAGUCCUGUCUAGAAGCUGGCACAGGUUAUAAGACUUAAUUACAGUUCUUUUAUGCAGUUACCGUAACCAGAAUAUAUUCUGGACAUUCCGGAUUUGUAUUACCACGAGAGUAAGGGUGAAAAUUAGAAAUUGGUUUCACAUCAAAUCUUCAAAGCUCCAUCAAUGUCAUUUAUGUUUUUGUAGCACUAAUCUAAUGCUCUAAAAACAUGGUUGAUCAUGAAUAGGAAGAACCACCAAAAAUCUCAAAACUAAACAGAAAAGGCCCGUUAAGUACACAUUUGUGCAAGGCUUCACAGGAUAUCACAAUCUGCAUUUGUGUUUUUUUUUAUUAUGAGUUUGUAUUUGAUAUUGCUUUUCCACAGACAAUCAUGAGCAAGCAUAAUAGAUACAGUACAUGAUGUUGAUAAUAUGCAGAAGGUUUUAUUGUGCUUUUCCAUGGCGGGUUUAAUGACCCUUUGUGUCUUCCUUUUAAAAAUGUCUUGGAUGUCAUUCUUAUUUGAUGCCAUCCACCUACAGUGAUUCAACAUGUGUGUUGUAUUUUGUUGAAGUAAAUGUCAUGUUUUGUGUUGAAAUAAAGACUUUUCCAUUA